Molecule: messenger RNA, 7132 nt
Organism: Calidris pugnax (ruff)
Lineage: Eukaryota; Metazoa; Chordata; Aves; Charadriiformes; Scolopacidae
Gene: C6
Product: complement component 6
Exons: 19
Coding region: 234-3077 (947 amino acids)
Biological process (GO): immune response
Cellular component (GO): membrane attack complex
Molecular function (GO): protein binding
Source: RefSeq, a predicted model, not a curated record
GUUUGCAAAGUUAACUGACUUAGCAGCUAACAGUCUUGCAUGCAAUGAAGGAAUGGACAAUGUAAUUGUUCUGUAAGGCUUCAUCUCUUUUCUAAGCCAGCACUGUUGGUGCAAAGAGCCAGGAACUCAGGUACACUGCUUAGGAACUCUGUAUUGUGAAGCAGAUUUAUAGAUUCUGCAAUCAGAAGAGAUGUCUCUCUAAGGACACAGGCACAACUGUAAGGGACAGUUUCAUGACCUGUUGUUACCUGUCCAUGUGCAUCUUCACUACAAACAAGGCGAUGUUGAUGCACCUGAUCCUGUUGAGCCUGAUGAUUGGGAGCAGCCAAGGGUGCUACUGUGAACAUUACCCAUGGGGGUCGUGGUCUGCCUGUUCACAAACCUGCAAUUAUGGCACACAGACCAGGCACAGGCAAAUAAGAAUGGAUGAAUAUUAUAGCCAAAACUUCUGUGACCAGCUGUGCACAAAGCAGGAAUCUCGUGUGUGUAACCAGCAAACGUGUCCUAUCAACUGUCUGCUUGGAGACUUUGGCCCUUGGUCAGAAUGUGACCCAUGCGUUAAAAAACAAUUUCAUGUCCGGACGCUGCUGCGACCAGCCCAGUUUGGGGGUCAGGCCUGUACCGAGCCGCUGGUGGAUUCCCGCCCAUGCUUCCCAACUAAGUUCUGCAACAUAGUGGAGGUUGAUUGCAAGAAUAAAUUUCAGUGUGAAAGUGGUCGCUGUAUUGCAAAAAAAUUGGAAUGUAAUGGAGAAAACGACUGUGGGGAUAACUCUGAUGAAAGAAAUUGUGGGAGGAAAAAGACCCCAUGUAACAGGAAGUAUGAUAGCAUCCCAGGUGUGCAGUUAAUGGGCCACGGAUUUCACAUUCUGGCAGGAGAGAGCCGAGGGGAAGUCCUUGGCAACUCAUUCUAUGGAGGACAAUGCAGAACAGAGAAGCGCAAUGAGACAAGGAGGUUGUAUCGCGUUCCAGCCAACCUGGAGGCUGUCAGCUUUCAGGUAAUAGAUGAAGAGGAUGAUGUAACAUCAGACUUUUACAACGAUUUAACUCCCCUAAGUGAUAGUGCUCAGAGAAGUAGUUCAUCCACAUUUAGUGGUCGAAGUUCUUCUGGUAUCCCAUUUCUUUUCUCAAAAAAGCAACGGGUUCAAGUCACAUCAUCUUCUUCCUUCAAGAAAGCCAUUGAAGCCUCAUAUGAGAAGAAUUCCAACUUUAUUAGAGUCCAUAAAGUCAUUUCUGUUGCAAACUUCACAAUGAAACAGUCAGAUCUGCAGCUCUCAGAUGUCUUUCUAAAAGCACUUAACCACCUGCCACUGGAGUACAACUAUGCUUCAUACAGCAGAAUAUUUGAUGACUUUGGUACUCAUUAUUACACCUCCGGGAAGAUGGGUGGCUCCUAUGACAUUCUUUACCAGUACAGCUCUGAGGAAUUGAAGAACUCAGGUCUGUCGGUGGAUGAAUCAACGAUGUGUGUUCGAACAGAAACAACAAAGCGUGUGUUCUUCCGUAAGAAAAAGAAAGUCAGUCACAGAUGCGUCACAAACAGGAUGACCGUGAAACAUGAAGGUUCCAUUUUGGAGUCAUCCGAACGGUCAGUCUCCCUGGUAAAAGGUGGCAGGGCAGAGUAUGCCGCAGCUCUGGCCUGGGAGAAAAAGGGGGCUUUUCCAGGACACGAAGUUUUCACAGAAUGGUUGGAGUCAACGAAGGACAAUCCUGUGGUGAUUGACUUUGAGGUGUCGCCCAUCAUGGAUUUGGUGAGGAACGUGCCAUGUGCCGUGACCAAACGUCGCAACCUAAGGAGAGCCCUGAGGGAAUACGUGGCCAAGUUUGACCCCUGCCAGUGUGCCCCCUGCCCCAAUAACGGCAAGCCCGUGCUUUCUGGGACAGAGUGCCUCUGCCUGUGCCAGGCUGGCACCUAUGGCAAAAACUGUGAGAUACGAGCUCCAGGUUACAAAUCAGUUGCUGUAGAUGGCCGCUGGAGUUGCUGGUCUGAAUGGAGUUCAUGUGAUGCUUCCUUCAAAACAAGAAGGACCCGGGAGUGUAAUAACCCCUCCCCAAUGAAUGGAGGGAAGCCCUGUGAGGGUGAACGGGAAGAAGAGGAGACCUGUUAUGUCUCUGUGUUCACAGACAGAGGUGCUCCUUGUAUAAAUGAUGAUGAAGCCAGGAGAGAAGAGGAAGUCUUGAUUGGUGAACCUGAGUCUGGAUGCUCCAGACCAGACCCACCAGAAAAUGGCUUUAUCAGGAAUGAAAAGAGCCAGUAUGCUGUAGGGGAAGAAGCUGAAAUUGCCUGUGUGAGUAGUCAUGUCCUCAGUGGCUACCAGUUCCUUCGGUGUCUGCCAGAUCAAACCUGGAUGCGGCAACCUGUUGAAUGUCAACCCUCGGUAUGCCUCAGGCCACCAACAUCUGACAGUGUCACAAUUUCCCCAUUUAAGCAACAGUACAAGAUUGGUGAAACCAUGAAGCUGAGCUGCCCAGCUGGGUUUGUAGUCACGGGUCAAACACAGUAUACCUGUGGGAAAGACCUGUCCUGGAUACCUCCUGUUUUGAGAUCUAUUACAUGUGAAAAAGAUGUGCAAACUGAAAUUAGAGGUAUUUGCAAUCCAGGACAAAAGCAGGUUGGAUCUCAGUGUGUUUGUAUGUCUCCAGAAGAAGAUUGUGGCCACUACUCAGAAGACAUCUGUGUGCUACAUGCUGUUUCUGAACAGAACGUGACCAAGCCCAGCUGUCAGUAUUCAGCUGAAAUGUGCCUCGGAGAACAGUCAUUUCAUUUCAUGCAUGCUGGCCCUUGCCAUGGUGAUUCCAACCUAGACUGGGCUAUUGAAAGGGCGAAGCUGUCUACAAAUAGCUUGAAGAAAGUGCCCUGUGGCUAUGACACCUGCUAUGACUGGGAGGAGUGUCCAGACACGCGGACCCAGUGCGCCUGCCUGAUGCCUUAUCAGUGCCCCAAAGAAGAGACACGUCUUCAUUGCAUCCGUUUGGAGCUGACAGGGAGGAAGAGGACAGUCAGCCAUUGCAUGCUGGCAGCCAUGAAGUGUUCUGGCAUCAGCCUGGAGGUGCUGGAGCAGGGGAGCUGCCUGGUGUAACCCAUAAGCUCUCCCAGCAGCCACCACCAUCAUCCCAAUGUGCGUGGCCGAGCCACCCUGAGGAAAUCUUGGCUGGUUAUGAAAGGACAAGUAGAUCAAAACCAAAGGUUGACAAAAAAAGUAGAGCUCACUUAACAGAUUUUUGGGGAUAAGAGUGGCAAUGGGUAUUUUUUCAUCUGAAAAUGAUCUGGGCUGCGGGGUAUAGGGAUUGCUCUCACAGCUGGUAACUCCGUGGGUGUACAGAGGGAGGGAGGUAAGGGGAGGGGAAGGGAGAAAGGGGAGCAUGGCCCUGGGUCUCCCCUGCCACUGGAUGAGACUUUUCCUUUCCUCAGACAUUUAUUGCUCUGUUCCUGCACUUGUGCAUGCUGUGCCCCGUGUUUUUCUCGCCGGCUGAGUACUGGCUGCAUGAUCCAGGCAGGCAGACUUCAUCAUCAUUGCACAUUCUCUCUGACACUUAAUGGGGUCAUGAAGGAGGCUACCUGUCUGGGUAUCCAUGGUAUAAAUUCAGGAAGAAAUAGAGAAUACUGAAAACCUCAAAUAUGCAAUGAUUGAAUGAAACCCUCAAAACCAUGAGAUUUUAAAUCAGAGUAACUGAAGAGAUGAAACAUUCUGGGUUAGCUUGCUGGUUUUAAGCCUUAGACACUGUUGAGAUAUUUUUAUGGUAAUCAUGGAGGUGGAUUAAACAUGUUUGUGCUUAAAUAUUAAAAAAACCCAAUCUUUAAUGAACAAUGCAUUGGGCAGAAUCUUACUGCAAUACUAUGUGGUUUUACAUGGAAUCUACAAAAAUACAUCACAAACAGAUUCCUUAAAUACAUUUGCACCAGCAGUGCAGCAGUGCAAGUGUACUACCCAAGAGCAGUUGCAUGGAGCACCUCAGCCCAGCCGUGGGUCCAUCCCCCAGCCCAGCUCUGCUGCACAAAGGUGGCCCCUGAGGGCUUCCAUUCCAGGAGGGCGACAAGAUAAGGCUGAGGCUGUUUCUUAUCUCAUCACCAAGGGAAACUUCACUCCCUUGCAAAGAUUUGUUCCUUCUCUGAUAUUUCUACUUCCAGCCAGUUUAAUCCCUUCUUGUAGUUUGUCCUUCUUGCCCUCUGUGCCAGGUCAUUCCUCAGUCACAAAUUACCACUGCUGAGCAGUUACAAUCAGAAUUUCCCCUCCAACACUCAGAAUUAUGUAAAACUGAGGAUUAGAAACCUGCUCUCCUGGAAGAUGAAAGCUGAAAGUCACUUUCUUUCACCAGCAGUCAGCAGAACAAUGAAAAUCUGGAAAUAAAGCACAAGUGUCCGUUGAUUAAUAACCUGCCCUGUGUAUAAGCAUCAUACCUUGUCAGGAUCUGGGCAGAGUCAUUUGGGAGCUGGGACUGGGCUGGAUGUGAAAUUGUUAGUUUUCCUCUAAGGAGGUAUCAGACCCCUCUAUUUGGGAUGUUGCAAAGCACCUAAAAUCAGCAGCUAUUCUCAACCGGAUGGAGCUCAAGGAAACAAGGCAAUUAAUCCUGCUGCUGAAUACAAUAAAGCACUAUGUUUCCUUGUUUUAAAUAUGUGGUAAAAAUUACUAUUAAAAAACUGAGGUAGGUUUGCCUUUGUAGUUCUGUAGCUCUUUCCUCCAGCUGAAGAUAAGUGCUAAUAUCCUGGUGAUGGUCUGGGGGAGGGCUGCAAAUUUGAUGGUCCCCAGCUUGUUUUUAGGGCCCUUAUUUCAUGUUGCUGGUUGCAUUCUGUGGGGGAAUAAUUACUCAGAAUGUCUAUGUAUGCCUUCUGCACCCUCAACAUGCAAUGAAGAUUUCUUGUUCCUGACCCUCUAACCUUAAUACUAGCUUUUCAUUACAGGGCUCUGAUUCCACUGUGACUGUCUAGUAAUGUUUCUGAUAGGAGGAAUUUUUUUUCCUGACACUUCUCACCAUGAAAAAUUGCCAGAUGAAGUUAUUUCCUGGUAAACACAAAGCAGACAAGAACUCCCUGCCCAUCCCCAUUUCUCCAGCACCGCCGGUCUCAGGGUGGUUGUGUGCUAUGCAAGUGUUUGCAUUAAGAUUUAUAUUGUUCUCUCUUCCUGUUGCGGAUAACUCUCGUAGUUUCUGUUUCAGUUGAGCAUUAUGGCACAGAGUGGAGACAUCACCUGCCACUCACUAAUAAGACGAUGAUUCGGCCAUAAACUGAAUCCAGAGGAAAUCUUCAUCUGGGUGAAAUUAGUAGGAGUUUUGCUGUUGACUUCAGUAGGGUUAAGACUGCACUCGCAAGGACUUUGGGUUUAUUGCUAUGCUCUGUCACAGGUGUCCCCAACCGUCACAUCAAAAACUGCAGCUCUUCAAAUGUUUCCUGCAACACCUAUCUUUUUCUUGGAUAACCUCUCCUCUCCUAGUGUGAGGACUUAUAUUAGGUAAUGAUAGAGUUUUCUUGUUCACUGGUGGCAGGAAAUGCUGUCUCUCCUUUGCCCAUUGUAAGCUCCAAGUAAUGUUAUCUGGCUUGAUGGAUCAUUGCCUUGGGUCAUAAAUUAUAAUUUGGGAAGAUGAAGCAAACCUGUACUGAAUCUGUCAGGGUAACCAGGGUCACAGAGAUCUGACUGAUUCUCGAAGGACAGCUUUCUCGGUAAUGCAGCUUCUCUACUGCACAGAAAAAUCCCAUCUAUUUGUUCUUAACGUCAGAGAGGAGGCAUUAUCCAAAAUGAAUAUAAUGAGCCUUUCCACUGAUGCAAAGUUCCAUACAACAUCCCAGCACAUUUAAUUUUUCUCUAGCACAAGAGUAUGUGAAGUGUGUGUAGAAUACACUUACCACAGUGAGACAGCUGAGGCACAAAUCAAUGGUCGUACAAUUAGCAGCUGCUGUUGCGGGCUUCUGUAUAAAUAGUUACUGCAAUUGUAACAUAGAAUGCAAAAUGUGACCAAAUAUAAAAAAGAACUAAAUAUAUAUAUAGUGUUUGUUAUAAUGUUUAUCCUUAUACAACCUCAGAAAGGGGUAAUCCGAAGUUUGCUUCAAGGGUUUAAAUAUAAAACAGCUCCAUAGGUUUAACUAGCAACCAGCAAGCUUUUUCAAUGGGCCACUGCUUAGUUAAAGCAACUAAUGUUUCCUCUUACAUGAGGAGAGAAAACAUCUUGCAUUAAAUAUUUGAGUCCUGAUGUCUUUAUUUCAGCUGUAGUGUGAGAGGUAAAUAUCUCUUAAGAAUUUGGUGAAAAAUAUGACUGGGGCUAUUAAAUGCAAAGUUGCUAGAUGCAGUGAGCACAGCAGAAGAUGGGAACUAGAGCUUUUGCUAGUGUUACCUUCCCAGUGAGUGGUAAACCAGAGGCGAUCCCGGGCCAACAUGCUGUCCAACAUGCUCUGGGGUGUGCAGGGAUGUACCUCCAGGAGCAGCAUAAUUUGCAGCAUUGAUGAUAGCUCCAGCUAAACAUAUUCAGUGUAUGUAUUUAGAGGAAGAGAUCCAUCAUGUUUCUCCUCACCCAGAGAUACCUGACCAUUAGGUUUUGGCUAGUUGCUUCAGAAAACAGAGGCUUCAGCUUUAUCUGUAGCAAAACUGACUCAGCUCUGCUGCUGGAAUGUUAUGGGAUAACAAUGGUAAAAAUAAUAUUGUUUAAAAGUUAAAACUUAACUAGCUUUAAUAAACCCUCUGCUCAAAGGUGUCAAUUUUACUAUAAGGAGUCUUUCAACUGGCUCCCAAGGCUCUGUGUGUUUGUUCAUGGGUAGGUGUGAAGAUUUCUGACACAGAGGGGUUUGGGUAAGAUGAUCUUCCUUCCUUGGUUACUGGGAGUGAGCUGCCCUUUAAGGUGUGAGUCCGCAUCCAAGCUAAUCAUCUUUGGCUGUCCUUUUAGUCAGUGGAGGAGAGAAACUGUCCCUUGGAGGACAGGAUUUCUGUCUUCGUAGGUUGACAUCUAAAAACAGGCCAGAUGAGUCAUGCCCUAAAGGUGCCUGUCUUCCUCUGUUGACAGUGAAGGGAGCAGGGGGGUGACCAGGCCAGCCACAAAUAUUUAUGCUAUAGGUGUCUAAAAUUGCAUGAAGCUAAUCCUAUAAUUUCUUUUUUUAAAAUUUUGUGUGUAUAUAUAUAUUUAAAAUAUACGACUAUGUAUAUACUCUUAA